AUGACCACCAUGAAAGGAAGCUGCCUCCUCUCACUGCUGUUGGCAGGACUUGGGGUAUUAGGAAUACUGGAGCCAACAACAACAGAAGAUACCCACUGCCACAGAGCUGAGCACCCAGUUAUUGCAUACAAAGAAAUUGCCCCUUGGUUACAUGUGUUCAGAGCAGAAGAUGCUGUGGACUUCUCACAGUUAACGUUUGACCCAGGACAAAAAGAGCUUAUUGCUGGAGCAAGAAACUACCUCUUCAGGUUGCAGCUUGAGGAUCUCUCUCUAAUACAGGCAGUGGAAUGGCAAUGUGAUGAAGCUACUAAAAGAGCCUGUUACAGUAAAGGCAAAUCAAAGGAGGAAUGCCAGAACUACAUUCGAGUGCUCCUUGUUGGAGGCAACCAUCUCUUUACCUGUGGAACCAACGCGUUCACUCCUAUCUGCACCAAUCGGACGUUAAGCAACUUGACAGAGAUACAUGAUCAAAUCAGUGGCAUGGCUCGUUGUCCUUACAGUCCUCAGCACAACUCCACUGCUCUUCUCACUUCCAGUGGGGAAUUAUAUGCUGCUACAGCCAUGGAUUUUCCAGGAAGGGAUCCUGCCAUUUAUCGCAGUCUGGGGGCCCUUCCUCCUCUCCGCACUGCCCAGUACAACUCCAAGUGGCUGAAUGAGCCAAAUUUUGUGUCAUCUUAUGACAUUGGGAACUUCACCUACUUCUUCUUCCGGGAGAAUGCAGUGGAACAUGACUGUGGGAAAACAGUCUUCUCUCGUGCUGCUCGGGUGUGCAAAAAUGAUAUUGGUGGCAAGUUCGUGCUGGAGGAUACCUGGACUACAUUCAUGAAAGCUCGGCUGAACUGCUCUCGCCCUGGGGAAAUUCCUUUUUACUAUAACGAACUACAGAGCACUUUCUUCCUGCCAGAAUUGGACUUGAUCUAUGGGAUUUUUACCACUAAUGUGAACAGCAUAGCAGCAUCAGCGGUUUGUGUUUUCAACCUGAGUGCCAUAAGUCAGGCCUUCAAUGGACCCUUCAAAUACCAGGAAAACUCUCGCUCUGCUUGGCUUCCGUAUCCCAACCCUAACCCUAAUUUUCAGUGUGGCACCAUGGACCAGGGUUUAUAUGUAAAUCUGACUGAAAGAAAUCUUCAGGAUGCUCAAAAAUUCUUCUUAAUGCAUGAGGUUGUUCAACCAGUUAUUCCAAUUCCUUACUUCAUGGAAGACAACAGCCGAUUUUCCCAUGUGGUUGUGGAUGUCGUACAGGGCAAGGACAUGCUUUUCCAUAUCAUCUAUCUUGCCACAGACUAUGGCACUAUUAAGAAAGUGCUUGCCCCGAUGAACCAGACUUCAAGCAGCUGCCUGCUCGAGGAAAUUGAACUCCUGCCAAAAAGUCAGCGAGAGCCCAUCAGGAGCCUGCAGAUCCUGCACAGCCAGAGUGUCCUUUUUGUGGGCCUUCAGGAACAUGUCAUUAAGGUUCCUCUGAAGAGAUGUCCCUUUUACAAAACAUACAGUGCAUGCAUUGGAUCCCAAGACCCUUACUGUGGCUGGGACAUGGUGAUGAAGAAAUGCACAACACUGGAAGAAAGUCUGAGCAUGAGUCAAUGGGAGCAAAGUAUUACUGUGUGUCCAAUGAGGAAUCUGACAGUGGAUGGGCAUUUUGGAACGUGGUCGCAGUGGAAACCUUGCACUCACACCGAUGGUGCCAGUGUUGGCUCCUGCCUCUGCAGGACACGUGUGUGUGACAGUCCUGCUCCUCAGUGUGGAGGCUGGCUGUGUGAAGGACCAACCAUGGAGAUUGCCAACUGUUCCAGAAAUGGAGGCUGGACACCAUGGACUUCUUGGUCACCUUGUAGUACCACUUGUGGAAUAGGCUUUCAAGUUCGUCAGCGUUCCUGCAGCAAUCCAGCCCCUCGACAUGGAGGACGUGUCUGUGUGGGACAGAAUCGUGAGGAGAGGUACUGCAAUGAGCAUUUGUUGUGCCCCCCUCAUGUGUUUUGGACAGGCUGGGGUCCGUGGGAGCGCUGCACUGCUCAGUGCGGAGGAGGGAUCCAGGCGCGCCGUAGGACAUGUGAAAAUGGUCCUGACUGUCCUGGCUGCAGCGUGGAAUAUCAGCCUUGUAACACCAAUGCCUGUCCAGAGUUAAAAAAGACAACUCCCUGGACGCCUUGGACCCCAGUCAACAUUUCAGACAACGGUGGCCACUAUGAACAACGUUUCCGUUACACCUGCAAAGCGCGCUUGCCUGACCCAAAUUUGCUAGAGGUGGGAAGGCAAAGGAUUGAAAUGCGUUAUUGUUCCAGCGAUGGCACCAGUGGAUGCUCGACAGAUGGUUUGUCAGGGGAUUUCUUGCGCUCUGGACGAUACUCUGCUCAUACCAUCAAUGGUGCCUGGUCACCCUGGUCUCCAUGGUCUCAGUGCAGUCGUGACUGCAGUAGAGGUAUACGGAAUCGGAAACGGGUCUGCAGCAAUCCUGAGCCCAAGUACGGGGGACUUCCUUGCCUCGGCCCUGCUCUAGAGUACCAGGAAUGCAACAUUUUGCCUUGUCCAGUGGAUGGAGGCUGGUCCUGUUGGUCGUCUUGGUCAAAGUGCUCAGCAACUUGUGGAGGAGGGCAUUACAUGAGAACCCGCUCCUGCACAAACCCAGCACCAGCAUAUGGAGGAGAUAUCUGCCUUGGACUGCACACUGAAGAAGCACUCUGCAACACACAGCCGUGUCCAGACAGCUGGUCAGAGUGGUCCGAGUGGUCCGACUGCGACUCGUCCGGCCUCCAGUUCCGCGUUCGUCAGUGCAUCGUUCUCUUUCCCGUGGGCAGCCAGUGCACGGGCAACACCACGGAGAGCCGAGCCUGUGCUUUGGAUUCCAACUUUAUACCAGAAAUAUCAGUGGCACGAUCCAGCAGCAUAGAAGAAAAACGAUGUGGCGAGUUCAACAUGUUUCACAUGAUUGCAGUAGGAUUGAGUAGCUCAAUACUUGGUUGCCUUCUUACCCUGCUUGUUUAUACUUACUGCCAACGAUAUCAACAACAGUCCCAUGACGCAACUGUCAUCCAUCCUGUGUCACCAGCUCCUCUAAAUACCAGCAUUACCAACCAUAUCAACAAACUGGACAAAUAUGAUUCUGUAGAAGCCAUCAAGGCAUUUAACAAGAACAACCUGAUUCUGGAGGAGAGAAACAAGUACUUCAAUCCACAUCUUACUGCAAAGACUUAUUCUAAUACCUAUUUUACAGAUUUCAAUAAUUAUGAUGAGUACUAA
Molecule: messenger RNA, 3234 nt
Organism: Opisthocomus hoazin
Lineage: Eukaryota; Metazoa; Chordata; Aves; Opisthocomiformes; Opisthocomidae
Source: RefSeq, a predicted model, not a curated record